Messenger RNA from Dovyalis caffra, 2091 nucleotides. The record is from the annotation of a GenBank genome assembly. Lineage: Eukaryota; Viridiplantae; Streptophyta; Magnoliopsida; Malpighiales; Salicaceae.
AUGGGAACCAAGGCAGAUCAAGAACAAGAAGCAAAGCGUCUCAAAACAAUAGCAGAGACAAAAUUCAACAACUCGAACCUCAAUUCAGCCCUCAAACACGCCAAGAAAGCCCACCGUCUCUAUCCAAAACUUGACGGCCUUUCUUCAAUGUUAACAGCCUUCAAGAUUCUUCGUGUCGCCUCCAAGACCCAAAAUUCAGACAUCACUGACUGGUACAAGAUUCUUCAGGUAGAACCCUUCUCUCAUAUGAACACAAUUAAGAAACAAUACAAGAAACUAGCUUUAGUUUUGCACCCUGACAAGAACCCAUUUUUAGGAUGUGAAGAGGCAUUUAAGCUUGUUGGUGAAGGGUUUAGAGUUUUGUCCGAUAAGAUUAGGAGGAAAGAGUAUGAUUUGAGGUUGAGGAUUAGGCUUCAGGAAGAGAGGGUUAGUGAGAACUCUACCGUGGAGACUUUUUGGACUGCCUGUUCGCGGUGUAUGCUUUUGCAUCAGUUUGAGAGACAGUAUUUGGGGCAUAAUUUGGUGUGUCCUAGUUGUAAGAAGAGUUUUGAGGCUGUUGAGGUAAAAGGAGGGGAUAAGAAGGAUGGUGCGAUUGGGGUUUGGAGUGAGAGGCUGAGGAGGAAAGAUGUUGGUGGUGAGGGGAUUGGGGGUUUGAGUUCGGGGCAGAAAAUGGCCAGUGUUGGUUUAAAGGGAAAAGGGAAUAAUGUGGAUUUAAAGAGAAAAAUGGCCAGUGUGGGUUUGACGAGAGAAGUGGAAGGUGAGAGUGCAGGAGGUGUGAAUUUGAAUGGGAAUGAGGUCAUUUCUGGAGAAUGGGGUGGUGGGAGAUCGAGGACUGGGGGUUUGAGGAGGAAAAUGAGUACUGUUGAUGAGGUUUUGGAGAGAUCAAAGCCGAAGAGGAUGAAAUUUGCUGAUGAAAUGAUGACGUUAGCAGAAAUGAAGUUGGAAGCAAAGAAAAAGGCUAGUCAAAAGAAGGCUGAAUUGAAGGAGAAGCAAAAGGAUCUUGGAGAGAAGGAGAAGGAGAAGAGGAAGAAGGAGAAGGAGAAGCGAAAGGAUUUUGGAGAGGAGAAGAGGAAGGAGAAGGACAAGCAAAAGGAUUUUGGAGAGGAGGAGAAGAAGGAGAAGGAGAAGGACAAGCAAAAGGAUUUUGGAGAGGAGAAGAAGAAGGAGAAGGAGGUACGUUUAGUCCUGAACAAGAGCUGGAGUUUGGAGACUGAAAAAGGUGGAGCAUCAAAGAAGAGUGGGGAUAUGGAAAUCAAGACAAGGGAAGCUGUAAAGACGAGUAGAAGAAUCAAAUUUGUGAGGAAAGGUUCAUCAAGGAAGAGUGUGACUUUGCAAAUGGAGAGGCACAAGAAUUCGAGGGAGACUUUGGAUGUUAUAACAGUGGAGGAUUCAGAUUUCUUUGAUUUUGAUAGGGAUAGAGUGGAGAGGAGUUUCAAGAAAGGGCAAGUUUGGGCUAUAUAUGAUGAUGAUGAUGGAAUGCCGAGGCAUUAUGGUUUGAUUGAUGAAGUUGUUUCAGUGAAUCCGUUUAAGGUGAACUUGAGUCGGUUGGAUCUUCAAAGUAAUGGAGUCGAGGGGUUAUUUAUUUGGGAGAAAAUGGGACUUCAUUUAUGUUGUGGGAGAUUCAAGGUUGCAAGGACAAUGGUCGUUGACUCUGUUAAUAUCUUUUCACAUGCUGUGGAAUGCGAAAGGGCAGCAAGGGAAGUUUAUAGGAUUUACCCUAGGAAGGGUUCAGUUUGGGCACUUUAUAAUGAAACAACUUUAGGUGCUGAAGGAAGAAAUCUGUCAGCUAGUGAUAAGCAAUGCUAUGAUGUUGUUGUCGCUUUAACCACUUACAGUGAGAUCCAUGGAUUGAGCAUGGCCUACCUUGAGAAGGUGGAUGGGCAUGAGACUGUAUUUAAGAGACGAGAGAUUGGGUGUCAUGCUAUUAGAUGGCUUGGAAAAGAUGAUAUUUGGUUGCUUUCACAUCAGAUUCUUGCGAGGAAGUUUUCUGGUGAUGAGGUUGCUGGUGAUUUAAAGGACUGUUGGGAACUCGAUCCUGCUUCACUUCCUUCAGAUUUGCUCACAAUUUGUGGGGAAGAUGACAUUGAGUAG